Messenger RNA from Anneissia japonica, 2247 nucleotides. Its product is annotated as dimethylaniline monooxygenase [N-oxide-forming] 2-like. The record is from RefSeq and is a predicted model, not a curated record. Gene Ontology annotation, molecular function: flavin adenine dinucleotide binding; NADP binding; N,N-dimethylaniline monooxygenase activity. The coding region runs from base 210 to 1796 and encodes 528 amino acids. NCBI's taxonomy places the organism in Eukaryota, Metazoa, Echinodermata, Crinoidea, Comatulida, Comatulidae. The transcript has 7 exons.
CACAUUUUAUCUUGUUUCAUAUUGUCAAUAAAUGCACUCGGUACCUGCAUGGCGUGACAGUAACUAUUACUAAUUUUAACUUUCCCAGGGUCUUUAUAAUGUGCGCAUGUGCGGUCUUAUUGCAUUUGCCCUUAUGCGAACAAAGUGGUUGUGUUGCAGACUGGUUGGUUCACUAUUGUGGUUCACUAUUGUGAAACUUGAAAUCCAAGAUGGCUAUUAAAACUGUUGGCAUCGUUGGAGCUGGUGCUAGUGGAUUAGUGUCAAUUAAAAGCUGUUUGGAGGAAGAUUUGCAGCCCAUAUGUUUUGAAAGGUCUUCAGGGGUUGGGGGAUUGUGGUACACCGAAUCAGCGAAGAAAAAAGAUGGUUUCAAUUAUUCAUUCAAUUCUCUUACUACCAACACGAGUAAGGAGAUGAUGAGUUUGAGUGACUUUCCAUACCCUGAGGAAUAUCCACUUUUUCCAACUCCAAGACAAAUAGAAGCGUACUACCAGAAGUACGCUGAUCACUUCGGUUUGAUGAAAUACGUGCGCUUGAACCAAAAUGUAAUAAAUAUUGUGAGUAUUGGAUCUGGAAGGUGGAAAAUUAAGUCCGAAAACAUCGACAAUCCCGAUGAUGUCAGCGAAACCGAGGUAGACGCGCUAAUAGUUUGUUCGGGUCUUCAAUCGGUCCCCUACAUGCCGGAUAUUCCGGGGGCAGAAGAGUUCACUGGAGAGCUUAUACAUUCACAGUACUUCAGAAGAGGCUCGGACUAUGCAGGAAAAACUGUUGUAGUUCUUGGGGCUGCAUUCUCUGGAGGAGAUAUUUCUGUUGAUUGUAGUCGUUAUGCGAAAAUGACAUAUAUAAGUACUCGCAGAGGAUGUUGGGUGUUACGAAGAACAUUCGCAGGCAAAGGACCCUGGGAUACACACAUUCUUAGCCAAUGGUUCAACUACAUGCCAGAGUGCUUUCAAGAACUGUAUAUGGAGAGGGUCAUAAGGCGUGCUGUGAACCACGAGGCUCUUGGUUUGGAGAGUGACAUCCGCCUCUACGCAGGAGCGACUAUUAUGAUAAAUGAUUCUAUAGAUAAUCAAAUAUACUGUGGCAAAUUAAAGGUUAAACCUGGAAUAGAAAGGCUGACAAAAACAGGUGUUGUGUUCACGGAUGGUUCCCGCGUGGACAACGUUGAUGCGCUGAUUAUAGCGACCGGAUAUAACAAGAGGUUUCCGUUCAUAGAAAGUAAAGAAAUCAGAGAUUCUAUGGAGGAACUUCAAUUGUACAAGUUCAUUUUCAACCCAGAUGUACCUACUCUCGCUGCUAUCGGUCUCUUCAAAGGUCUUGGGCCUCAAGCAUAUGCAUAUGAGAUGCAGUCUCGUUACGUUGUACGCAUUUUAACUGGGAAAUUGAAAUUACCAUCAAAAGAUGCGAUGAGAAAAGACAUCAAAGAAGUAUCAGAAAUUAACAUAAAAGAUCAUGGCCACGUUCAUGCAUAUGUGCUUUGGAUGCCGUACAUACUCGACCUCGCACGGAGAAUUGGCGUUCUACCAAGUUUCUGGAGUUACAUAUUCACGAGCCCUAGAAUUGCGAUGAAGCUUGCUUUUGGCACGAUGUAUCCGUACAUGUUCCGUAUUCAAGGACCGCACUCAUGGAACGGCGCGAUGGAUGCACUGCUAGCUGGUCCGCGAAAAACAGUGAUGGCAACAAAAACGCGUGCUUCUAAAGUGCCCUAUAGAAACUUUCUUCACACUUUGGCUCAAGUAGGCCUAGUAUUCGGUGUGCUGUUUGUUGCUGUGAUGUUGGGAUUAUAUUUUAAGAUGUAGCAACGUACAUACACAUACAUUUAAGCUAAUAUAUGGAGGUUCUGACCCUAGUCCCCAAGUAUUCACUGAAUCCUGACUGUUGUAGUGUUGUCGCCUCAUUCUAUGUAGCCCACAACAUAGCCUAGAUCUUGAUAAAAUCAUACAAGAGUGGCGCCAGUGGUGUGUGUGUGUGUGGAGAGGGGUGGGGGUGGUGAGGGAGGAACAAAUUCGUCGGAGAGAAAAAGAAAUUGUAUGCAUUUUUUACAUGUAAAAUUAAAUAAGCCCUGAAAUCAACGUCACCCCAUAUAUUUAAGACUUGUGAUGUCGUACGUCUAAGAUCUUACCGUGUAAGAUCCCACCUGUAGUCAUUUUAUACUUAGGCAAGCCUGUUUAUAUAGAGACACUGAGUUCAAUCUACAAGGAAAUGUCGUAUGUAUUAUGUAUGACGAUAAUAAAUGAAUCUUGAAUCUUG